AUGGUUAAAGAGUAUACGAAGACAACAUCUGAACCGUCCCCGAUCGUCACAGACCGAAAGCGCAAAGAAGUCCUCGGAUGGCUCUAUGAUCAAGAUCCAUUUAUGCUCUACCAGUCGCGAGAGUCUAGGAGACAUCCAGGUACUUGUCAAUGGUUCCUUCAAGGUCAAGAAUACCUGCGAUGGAGAUCUGCAGGGCCCCUGCUGUGGGUGAAGGGCGAGGUAAUCGAGCACCUGCAAUCCUACUGCACAGCACAGUCUGACAAUAUCCUUCUGCACUUCUUCUUCUCGUUUGCUGACGCCCAUCGGCCCAAUCCACUUCUGUGCCUCUCGUCCCUAUUAAGGCAAAUGUGUGUGAAUGAACGCGUUCUCCAGCAUGUUGAGGAACUGUACGAAAAGUUCAACGGACCCACAGCAAGCAGACCUCUGGCGUAUAACGACAUUGAACUCGCACUGGAUUCGGCCAUUGAGUGCCUCAAGCGAUGCAAAACGAUAUAUAUCGUCCUUGAUGCUCUUGAUGAAUUGCCUAACGAUCCUGACGAAUACCAAAGAAGUCGUGUUCUGAACUGGAUCAUGGAAACUUCUAACCGCCAUCGGCACGUGCACAUUCUGUUUGCGAGUCGAAGUAACUCCAGCUCUCGAGAUAUCGAAGAUUUUGCAGCUACUAUCCCGUCAAUAGGGAUCGUUAGCAUAGACGCGAUGAGCAAUCGUGACGACAUGUUCUCGUACCUCGAAGCGCAGUUCAAAAAAAACCGCGUCCUGAGCAAAGUCCCUGGCCAUUCUCUCUCAAAAACCCUCAACGACAUGAUCAGUUUGUCUGGUGGAAUGUUUCUAUGGGUCCACCUCCAGAUGAUAGAGCUCACGAAAUUACCUACCCCUAGACUGAAGGAUAUCGACCGUAUCCUGAAAUCUAUGCCACCGAGACUGGACGGUACACCGCUCCGCUUAGUCGAGGUCAACGAGAGCUGUAUUAUCUCGCCGCAGAAUAGGCCAGCUAUAGCAGAGGAAGACAGACUGGAGGGAGAAGGGAUCUUGCCGUGUCUAUCCGGACUUGUCCGCCGGACUGGAAUGGACAACAACUACCUGGCUCUAUCCCAUUUCUCAGUCAAAGAGUGUCUUACUUCUGAAGCUCUCAAGCAUACCUCAUGUUCAUCAUAUGGGUUCCACGAUCAUUCGGGACAUGCUUUGAUUGCAGAAAGUUGCAUUGCAUAUAUCAAUCAAUGCUAUUGCAGUGAAAAUCGAUCAGGUACAAGAAAAGAUCUCGAACAGUUUCCCCUUCUUGAAUAUGCAUGCCGCUAUUGGUUCGAGCACAUGAUUGCAGCUGGAGAGCAAGAGCAACCGAGACUGGUUUCUUUGGCAUCCACCUUGCUUCAGUCUGGCGAGAUGUGGAGAUAUGUCACCUUGAUAUAUAACCACAUGAUUCCUGAUGUACCCUUUAGUUGCACCCAUCGACGGUGGACUCUUCGCACACCUCUGGGAUGGGCGGCUGCUCUGGGUCUUGAGUCAGUGGUCAGCCUCCUAUUACCACAAAGGCCAGGUGAUCUCCAUGUGAUACAAGAUAUCAAGCUCAAGCCCAAAAAGUGUUUCCAAGAAGGGGAUGCGUGUGAUGAAUGCUCGGGGUUCAGAGUUCUCUACCCCACUCGUGGUACGGCGCUUAUAAAAGCCAUAGAAUUCGGGCAUACCUCCAUAGCACGACUUCUCAUAGAUAACGGUGCUGAUAAAAAUGCGUGCGGAGAAUUUGGUGAUACCGCUUUUGGUGCCAAUCCAUCUGAUGGUCUGAUGGACGCAGUACGUGAAGGGUCCCGGUUAAUUUGCCAACAAUUACUGGACGCUGGGGCUGUGGCCAAUGAGCAAAUAGAAGGAGAGGUUCCAUUGAUCGUGGCAGCUUCAAUGGGCUAUAACCAUGUUUGCCAAGUUCUUCUGGACUUCCGUGCAGACAUCAACCGGCUGAUAGAUGUCGAUGAUCCCACUGAUGCGACUGAUGCAUUGACCGCAGCUACUAUGCAUGGCAAGAUUCGGACAGUGGAGCUGCUUCUCUCCAAGGGCGCUCAUGUCAGAGGCAGCGCUUUGGCGUACUCUCUAACUGGACUGGAAGACGGGCCUCUUGAUGAACACCGUGAAAUCUGUAACCUGCUGAUCCAGCACGGGGCCGACCUGAAUCCAGAUCUUGGGGGUCUCUACAACACACCGCUCGCCAUGGCGCUCAGUAAUGGCUGGCUGGAUAUUGCAAGAUGCAUGGUCAGCAAGGGUGCUCGAGUUGAGCCGAGUGAUCCUACCUGCCUUUCCGCAGGUAAUCUUUUGGUCGCAGCAGUUUCCAGCGCCGACAUGACUCGUGAAAUCCUAGAUCUUGGUGUUGCAGCUGAUUCUCCAAUCGCAGCUGUUGAACCAUGGGCUUGGGAGAUGGAUGACGAUGCCUGCAAUUUCACUACGGCCCUCCAAGCUGCAGCAUACUAUGGUCAUGUUGACACCGUGAAACUUUUACUCGCAAAUGGUGCCGAUCCAAACAUCGUUGGUCCACCAUACGGAAGCGCCUUAUUUUCUCUUUUCGCAGGAACCUGUUUUGCCAUAGAAAACCUCUGGCCCGAGCCAGAGGGAGAGGCAGAGAAGGAAGCCUUUGAUCGAUCUGUGAGAGACAAGACAGUCCAGAUUUACAACAUUCUGCAGGAACGAGGUGUCCAAAAUGUUGUCCCAUGGGGCUCCCUGGAUUAUGAUGCGUUCCUUACAUGCAGGCGCGGGAUCAAAUAUUCAUCAAUCAGGACAGGUAUCGAUCUGCCUCGCUCCAUCGACGAGAAAACUUUUGCCAAUCAUUCCGGAGGGACCUUUUGCCGAGUCGUGCGCAGACAGAGGAAUUGA
Aspergillus terreus NIH2624 is the source of this 2850-nucleotide messenger RNA. RefSeq lists its product as uncharacterized. The transcript is spliced from 5 exons. The coding region runs from base 1 to 2850 and encodes 949 amino acids. The record is from RefSeq and is a predicted model, not a curated record. NCBI's taxonomy places the organism in Eukaryota, Fungi, Ascomycota, Eurotiomycetes, Eurotiales, Aspergillaceae. Gene Ontology annotation, molecular function: protein binding.